This is a messenger RNA of Mucor velutinosus, 3381 nucleotides long. RefSeq lists its product as uncharacterized. The record is from RefSeq and is a predicted model, not a curated record. The transcript has 9 exons. Gene Ontology annotation, biological process: transcription by RNA polymerase III. Gene Ontology annotation, cellular component: transcription factor TFIIIC complex. Lineage: Eukaryota; Fungi; Mucoromycota; Mucoromycetes; Mucorales; Mucoraceae. Bases 1 to 3381 code for a protein of 1126 amino acids. Gene Ontology annotation, molecular function: protein binding.
AUGGGUCCAAAACGACAAACUAGAAACAAGGGCAAAGGAAAGGCAUCAAUGGCGAUACCAACAGGGGACACAGACACAGAAGAUGUCGAUGUAUCCGCUCUAAUGAAAGGUACAGGCAUCUUGGAUCUUGCCAAUCCCAGCAGUAUCAACGAAAUCGAACAAGCAGAUGACAGUAAAAUGGAACUAGAAGAAGAGGGCUUUGAGGAGGACGAUGACGACGAUGACGAUGACCAAGACUCGCUUGAUGAGUGGAUGGAAGAAGACGACGAGGACGAGACAGUGGAUGAUGAUGAAAUAACGACGCUUCUCAAUCAAUCAGCAGAGCAACGCUCCAAAUUAAAAACAGGUGAUUUGGAUGAAUUCCAAAGGGAGAUGGAGGAGUUCGACAACAAUUUAGCAUUGACAUCUGGCAUUGGUCUGAAUCGUGUCAAAAGGUCUACCAAGAAACGCAUUACAGCAGGCGAGUUGAGACUCAGUGAUGAAGUAAAGCGGGUACUGGGUCAAGCCAACGGGCUAUAUAUCCAAAAAGAUUACGGCAGUGCCGUGGAUCUACUGCAAAAUAUCAUCAAGGAAAACCCGCAGGCCUAUCCAGCGUGGAAUACAUUGGGAUUAGUGCAUGAAGAGCUGGGGAAUACAGAGAAAUCACUCCAGUUUCGUAUGACAGCUGCUCUCUUGACAAAUGACAAUGAUCUAUGGAAGGAAUUGGCACAGAAAUCAAUUGAAUGCAAUGCUACUCGCCAAGCUAUCCACUGUUUCUCCAAAGUCAUCAGCAACGAUCCAACAGAUGUCGAUGCUAUUUGGGAUCGUGCAUUUCUCUACAAGCAACUUGACGACACUACAAAGGCCAUUGAGGGAUUUAAAACUAUUCUAGAGCACUAUCCACAUCACUUCAAGGUCAUCAACGAACUGGCUCACUUAUACCGAACCCAAGGCAAAACCAAGGAAGCGAUUCAAAUGUACGAGGACGCGAUUGUUUGGCAUACAAACAACAUUGAAGAGGACGAAGAUGAGGACGAAGAAGAAGGAGUAGAAGAUGACUUCAAAAACAAAUUGGGAUAUUCUGAAAUCAACAUGUUGAGUGAACUAUACCUGAUUCUGAACGACUACAAGAAAUCACUCAACACGAUCAAAACCGGUUUGAGACUGAUUCAAAAACGCCAAAACGAGACUUGGUGGGUGGAUCGUGAUGAUGACGAUGAAUACCUGGAAGAUGAUGAAAGUAGAACAGAAUUUCCCAUUGAAUUACGAGUGAGAAUGGGUGUUUGUCGUGUGUAUAUGAAUCAAGUGAGAUUGGGCACAGAACAUUUCAAAUAUUUGUUGCAAUACCCUGCUACUACCUAUCCCGAUUUGCAUCAAGAUAUUGCUUAUGCCUACUAUGAUAAGAGGCACUUUGAUCUAGCGCUGCAAGUGUUUCAGAGAAUUAUUGAUGUGUCAGAUGAGGUACAAACGGAUCUGGUUAUUAAAACUGGUGAUUGUUUCAAAGAGAUUGGCCAUUUGGAUACUGCUGUGCAAUUCUACAAGAAUGUGCUGGAGGAGCAAAGUGACAAUGUGGAUGUGUUGAUGUCGCUUGCUACUGUCUACGAAGAGCAAGGAAAAGAGGAAGAAGCUUUGCAACUAGUCGAUUAUGUGAUGGAGCAAGGUAGAAAAGCACGCAAGCAGAAAAGGUCUGACCUGGACAAGGACGAUGACCAAGACGAAUCUACCGCCAAGGACAGGCUCAACGAAAUGAAGGAAAAUCGAAGAAAGAGAGCCAAGCCAUCCUCCUCCAUCUUUGAUGAAACGAGUAAGCAAAGUAAAGCAGAGUACUAUCGUCAGCGUAAAAAUGAGGAUAAACGUUUGGAUGAUGAAAAGACGAUUGCUACACACAGCAUAUUCAAAAAGCUGGAUGAACAGGAUGAGCAAUUGGGCCCCGACUUGAGAAUAGCAGACAGAGGUCUGAUGCGUGAUUACAUGCGUAAUGCGCGAGACCUACUUGAGGACUUUACGACGGUGUCAGCAUUCUAUCCAACCAAAAAAUCAUAUCGAUAUACUGGCUUCUAUGCUCUGCGAAAAGGAAGAAAAACGUACAGAUACAACGCCGACAUUGGUUUAGAAGCACACACUAUGGCAAAUCGUCUGCGAAAGGUCAAGAUCAAGAACGAGGAUGGCUCUACAACACUAGCAGACGCACCGUCGCAGGACAUGGAUGAUGAAGAGACAAAGAUGCACCAAGAAGAGGAGGAAAGGAACAGACAGCUCGUGCAAGCCACUCAAUUUCGUGGCAUUUCAUUUGACAAAUGGCUCUACGUGUUUCUUCGGUAUGCAUUCAUCUUGGCUGUGACAAGACGAACAGAAGACGCUUACGAGGUGCUCAAGAAGCUUUCCAAUGCCAAUGUGUUUUAUCAAAAUGUGGAGAAAAAGACGGCCAUCCGACUUGCCAUGGUAGGUUGCGGUGUCAUUGGCAAGAGCGAAAGCUUCAUUCAGUUGGGCGCUCGUUGGCUUUGUAACUACUAUCAGUUCCAAAACGACCCUUACAGACUAUUCAUGUCUGUUCUCAAUGAAGGCAUUUCAGAUACUGUGGCCUAUGCGUCUUAUAAUCAGCUGAGAUACCUGAUGAGAAAUAUUCGAUUGAUGGAUGCACUUGUCACUAACAGACGCAAGACAUUGGAAGGCUCAAAUGACAAUGCUGUUGCUUUGGAGGAGAUUCUAAAACUGAAAGAAGCCAUUCUAGCCAUGAAUGUGGACCCCUCCACUGCCAGUGAGCAGCACUACAGCCGCUUUUACGAUAUACCCAAGGAAACCGACAUGAACAUGAUUAGCAACAACACUGAAAAGAAGGGCAUUGCAGCUCCUACCCAAUUAAGUCCUAUGCUGCUGACCGUAUUUGGAGGCAUUGUGAGUCUGACCAAGAGUGUAUUGGCUUCUUCUCUGUUCUUUUUGAGGUCGUAUGCCAUUGCACCCAAAGAUCGUUUGAAUACGCUUUCUUUAGGCUUGUCCUUGCUGCAUUCAGCCAUCACGCGUAAAUCAGAAAACAGACAUUUGCAAAUCAUGCAGGGCAUGUUGUUCAUCUUUGAGUAUGCCAAACUGGCCAAACACAACCAGGAGGCAGAAUACAACAUUGGCCGUGCGUUUCAUCUGUUGGGAUUGACUCAUUUAGCGGUGCCACAUUAUGAAAAAGCCUUGUCCAUGAGAAAAGCAGCUGACGGCACUGUUGAACGUCGACCCGUGGAGGAUGUGUACAAAUGGCCCAUUAGCGAAGAAGAAGAACAAGAGCUAGAGCAAGACAUGGACGAUGAAUUCGACCUCAAAUCAGAGGCUGCCUACAACCUGCAUCUCAUCUACAUUACCAGUGGUUCCAUGAGCUUGGCGCAGAUCCUUAUGCUUAAAUACUGCUCUGUUUAA